Messenger RNA from Salvelinus sp. IW2-2015, 1062 nucleotides. RefSeq names its product steroid 17-alpha-hydroxylase/17,20 lyase-like. The record is from RefSeq and is a predicted model, not a curated record. Gene Ontology annotation, biological process: progesterone metabolic process; hormone biosynthetic process. The annotation marks the transcript as partial. The transcript is spliced from 6 exons. Gene Ontology annotation, molecular function: heme binding; steroid 17-alpha-monooxygenase activity; iron ion binding. NCBI's taxonomy places the organism in Eukaryota, Metazoa, Chordata, Actinopteri, Salmoniformes, Salmonidae.
GUGUGUACCCUGGUGUUCAGCUCCACCUACCAACCUGGUGACCCUGAGCUGACCUCUGUGAUGGAAUACAACGACGGUAUCGUCCAGACCAUCGCUAGAGGGGGACUAGUUGACAUCUUCCCCUGGCUACGGUUUCUCCCCAACCAGAAUCUGACCACGCUGACAGAGUGUAUCGCCAUCAGGGAUCAGCUACUCAGCAGGAAACUAGAGGAACACAAGGUGUCGCCGAUCGGCGGGGAGCCCCGUGACCUACUGGACGCUCUGCUGCAGGGUCAGACAAGUUUCAAACAUAACCAGGGGUCAGGGGUCAGAGGUCAGGGGUUAGGAGCGGAGCAGGAAGAGGAGGGGAUCAGCGAUGACCACGUCUUGAUGACUGCGGCUGAAGCAUUCGGAGCCGGAGUAGAAACCACCUCGACGACACUACUCUGGGUCCUGGCCUUCCUCCUGCACCACCCACAGGUCCAGGAGCGUGUGCAGAAGGAGCUGGAUGAGGUGGUGGGUUGUGUAAGGAGUCCAGAUGUGUCAGACCGCCCUCACCUGCCCUAUCUGGACUCUGUCAUCAAUGAGGUCAUGAGGAUACGCCCUGUCAGCCCCGUCCUCAUACCUCACACCGCCCUGACUCACAGCAGUAUCGGCGGUCAUUCCAUCUGUAAGGGAAGCCGUGUACUGGUGAACAUGUGGGCCAUACACCACGACCCGGAACACUGGGACCAACCAGAGGACUUCAGACCAGAGCGUUUCCUAGACGACAAGGGCCAGCGCUUCAUUCCUUCCUGUUUCAUGCCAUUUGGGGCAGGGCCUCGGGUCUGCGUGGGCGAAUCACUGGCCAGGCUGGAGCUGUUCCUGUUUGUGAGUGGUCUGCUGCAGAGGUUCAGCUUCAGCCCCGCCCCUGGGGAUUCCCUACCCGACCUGGAGGGGCGCCUAGGGGUGGUGCUACAGCCACUCAGAUACACCCUCACUGUUACACCUAGACCAGGCUGGGAGGGGGUUGCGGGUGGGGGUGAGGGGAAGGGAGGGGAGAAGACUGAGGUGGAGGGGAAGAGAGUGGGGAGGGCGGUGUAA